UUCAUUUUAUAAUCAAGAUUGUCUWUUCCAAGCUGGAUUAUUGUGGACAAUAUAUAAUAGCUCUUUUUACAGAGUAAUUCCUAGUUUUCAAGUCAGAAUURGUUGAAGUURGUGGAGAUUUUGAAUCGAUUUGAUCAAGAUCGAUUGGCGACUCGAAACAAGAUCCGAGUCAAUGUGUGAYUUAUCCGUCGGAAAUAUGAAUCAAGGCGAUCGUAUGGUGCAAGUCGAUGUACACCAACAAGAUGCAGCUACACCUACACCAGGACAGUUCAUAAUGGUUGACCGCAAUACUGGCGAGACAACCCAGGUACGCACCGCAGCUUUCACCAACUCGUCGCGCUGGACCGACGGUGAAACCCGACACUUACUAGAGAUCUGGGGCACACGAUACUCUACUCUCAGAUUCAAGAAGAGAAACUUCAAAGACUGGGAGCAAAUUGCCAAGGAAUUCAACAAACGAUGCGUCAUCAAUGGAUCGAUUGGCCUGGGACCAAGAACCGGAGCCCAGUGUAAAAUACGCAUUAAGAAUAUCUUAGCCGACUACAAGCGAACCAGGGGGGAGUAUUCCGGGCAAAAUAGCAAGCAGUUGUUUCCAUUUUACGAAACAAUCCACAAAAUCGUGAAUAAAGGCGGCCCCCUGAAUGACUCGACUAAACUCAGUGAAGAUUUAGACCAGCAAGAUGUGAAAGAGAAUAAUCAUGUCACCCUCCAACUUCCGCCGGAAGUGCAAGUAUUGGAAAGACCAGCAGAGCAAGUACAAGUACCAUCUACAGUGACAGCAGUCGUUCAAAAUCCCGCAAAUGCCGCCUUCGYUGUCCCCAGCAUGGUAUUGACGCCAUUGCCCAAUAGCAACACCGUGGCAACAACAUCGAUGGUAACCAAUCACAUAUCUCUGGCACCGCUGCAUAGCAACAUCGUAGAAACGCCAAUGGUUGAGUCGAACUUAGAUCAAAGCAGUCACGCAGCAACUCAGGUCACGGAGGUAAGCAACAAGUCUAAUAAAARAGAUCUGGUAAAGAAACCAUUACGCAAGAAUCCUCGGCCGUACAAGGUUGUUAAAUUGGCGCGAAAGGUGAACGAMGACGACAAGUUGUUGUCGGUGGUUCGGGAAUUCAUGGAGGAAAGACGCCAACGAGAAGAGGAACUUUUUGACAAGUUGUUUCAACAGCAGGCAGAAGCAGAGAAGCGCUAUCAAGAAUUCACUCUGAACGUCAUUAAAGAGAUUGGUCGGCUGUUUAGACCAGAAGCCUUUGCGAACUCGUCUUAAGAGGACACACUUUGCGAAAAUAGACUUCUGAAUCUUUUACGUCACUACUCGAACUUCAAUGCAUUGUGGGAUAAGUGAAAACAAAAGAAAUCCGCCAUGUUCCACACAUAUCCUACAAUGCAUUGCGUAUACGGUACAUGACGUAAAAGCUUCAGAGGUCUAUCUUCAUACAUGCGGAAACUGAUUUGUUUGUUUUUGUUGUUGUUUUUUUUUUUCUUAAAUAUGGAUGCAUGUAUUAAACACGUACAUUUUGGUGGCGGAAUACAUAUAAACUUUCUACUACAUGUGGACAAGGCCUAAGGCUUAUUCUCUAUUUGUAAAAAGUCGUAUCUGAAGCUUCAUCCAAAGUAAAAACAAUGAAAUAUUGUCCACAGUUCCAUUCUGAAAUCACGACUAMUGUUACCACCAGAAGACUGGAAACUAAAUACCGSCAUAUUUAAGUKACGACUUCAUAUUGU
Molecule: messenger RNA, 1725 nt
Organism: Exaiptasia diaphana
Lineage: Eukaryota; Metazoa; Cnidaria; Anthozoa; Actiniaria; Aiptasiidae
Exons: 3
Coding region: 173-1267 (364 amino acids)
Source: RefSeq, a predicted model, not a curated record